AUGGAAGAUACAAGUAACAUAAGUGAAGAUAAUUUUACUGAUACUUCUGAAACUAAUUAUGAGAAUAAUUAUGAAAGUAAUUAUGAAAGUAAUUAUGAAAGCAACUAUGAAGAUAAUUAUGAAAGUAAUUAUGAAAGUGAUUAUGAAAGCGAGGAAAGA
This is a messenger RNA of Dentiscutata erythropus, 159 nucleotides long. NCBI's taxonomy places the organism in Eukaryota, Fungi, Glomeromycota, Glomeromycetes, Diversisporales, Gigasporaceae. The record is from the annotation of a GenBank genome assembly.